AUGCCUGGACAAGCACAAAUAUGGGGCUUCAAUCAUGGGAAAUGUUAUGACCCGUGCAACGCCGCCGCGCCGCGCUGGGCUGGAUUCGACAUUGUGCUCGCUUGUAUGACGCGUUUGGUUGAAAUAAUAUGCGAGGCUGGAAUAGUGUCCGUGUCCGACGGUCACUUGGACAUCGCGUCACCGCGAGACAAUUGGAAGGUGCUGUUAGCGCAUUACGCCGGGCCCACCGCCAUCGUGGUAGUCACGGCACUGGUGAUUGCUGCUCUGCCACUAGCCGGGUUAUUCUGGUGUUGCUGCUACUGGUGCCGCGUGGGACGACGCCGGAGACCCUUCGACCGCAAAUAUGACGCCUGUCUCAAAGGCAUCCUUGCCAUACUCCUCAUAGGAUUGCUCACAUUAUUCUUGUUCGGAGUGGUCUGCGCGUUCGCGACGGACUCUCAAGUGGAGGACGGGAUGGCGGACGCUCCGGACUCGCUGCGGGACGGCAUCCGGGACGCCCAGGAGUUCCUCAACGCGACGCAGGCGCACGCCCGCUGGCUGCUCGUCGUCAACUACAGGGAGCUCAAGGACGCUCUGAACGCGGUGCUCCGCACGAGCGGCAUGACGGUGGCGCUGAAGCUGGGCGAGUUCUCGCACGCGGCGUCGGUGAGCGCGCUGAGCCGCAUGGUGGCGCGGCUGGACGACGUGCGCGCCGACCUGCGCGCCGUGCACGCGCUCACCGACGCGCUGCGACACCACGCCGACGCGCUCAACGCAGGUCUCCGCAAGGUGAAGAACCAGCUGCUCCAGACCCUGGCGCGCUGCGACCAGCCCAACUGCAAGGCUCUGCAGAACAAGUACAAGCUGGGCCAGCUGGACACGGAGAUACACUACAGUCAGAUGCUCGACAAGUAUUAUCCCACGAUGCCGGACGUGUCUCCGCUACUCAGCAGCGUCUCCGUGCUCCUCGAGGGACACAUCCAGGAGGAGGUGGCCGCCGGUCAGCAAGUGUUCAGGGACAUACAGUACGGGAUCCGGCGCUCCAUCGACACCCACAUACCCGACGUGCAGAACGCCAUCGAGGAGACCGGUCGCAAGCUGGAGGGCAUCGCGGAGCAGAUCACGCAGCUGGCCGGCAACGCGAGCGCGCGGCUGGCGAGCGACGGCGGCGGCGCGGCGGACGCGCUGCGGAGCCUGCACGCGCGCUACGGGCCCUACCGUCGCCACGCCGGGCUGGCGGCCGCGCUCGCGCUCCUAGCGAUAACGUUGCUGCUGGUGUGGGGGCUGGUGUGCGGCGUGUGCGGCAAGCGCCCCGACGCGUACGGCGCCGCGGACUGCUGCAACAAGGGCGCCGGCGCGCGCUGCCUGCUCUGCGGCGUGGGCGCGACGCUGGCGGCGGGCGGCGCGGUGGCGCUGGUGCUGCUGGUGCACUUCGCCGCGGGGCUCGCCGCGCAGCGCUUCGUGUGCGACCCGCUCACAGAGCCCCGCGGUAACCGUCUGUUCGAGGACCUGGAGAAGUUCGUCGACCUGGAGAAGAUGCUGUUCAACGAGCGGCUAGACCCCAACUUCAACAUGACGUCCGUGCUGCUGCAGUGCCACAUGAACCACACCAUAUACGAGACGCUGCAGCUGCGGCGCGUGUACGACGUGGAGGAGCUGCGGCGCGCGCUGGGGGCCGCCGUGGGGGCGCGCGUGCGGUCCCUGCGCGCCCGCUACCCGCAGGAGGCGGCGCGCGGUCGCGUCACGCUGCUGCGGGACCCCGCCAAGCUCAAGCUGACCGAGCUGGCCAACACGCAGCUCUCGGACUUCGACUUCGACAAGAUCCUGGACGCCCUGGAGAGCAACCUGACGACGCUGUCGCUGGAGGAGCUGGGCGAGCGGCUGACGAGCGCGGCGGGCGCGCGGGGGCUGGCGGGGUCGCGGGAGGGGGCGGACCUGCGCCGCGCCGCCGCCGCGCUGGCGCAGCUGCACGCCGACCUGCUGCUGCCCAUGCGCAACUACACGCUCCAGCUCAACCGGACGGCGACAAAACUCCGCGACGAGCUGCGGUUCAACCAGUCGUCGCUGAAGGCGGCCAUCUUGUACCACCUCCACGAGACCAACGAGGCCGAGGACUUCCUCAACAACCAGGGGCCGCAGCUGCUGGAGAACAUCACGGCGGCGUUCGCGGCGGUGGUGGAGCGCGAGGUGGGCGCGUACGGCGAGCGCCUGUCCGCCGCCGCCGCGCGCCACGUGGGCCGCUGCGGUCCGCUCUCCGCCGGAUUCAACGCCACGCGCGACGCGCUCUGCACCAAGCUGCUGCUGCCCGCGAACGGCUACUGGAUGUCGCUGGCGUGGGGCCUGCUGGUGCUGGUGCCGGUGCUGGUGGUGGCGCAGCGGCUGGCCGGGCUGUACCUGCAGGCCGACCCCUACCCCGGACCGCUAGUCGAGGCCGAAUAUUUGUAUGACGCGUACGCGGACCGCGAUAACGUACCCCUCGCCAACACGUACAAGGCGGAGAAGCGGGGCGGGCGGGAGGGGCGCGCGGGGCGGGGCGCGCGCGAGCCGGAGCCCGGCGCCGCCAGCCUGGCGCCCGCUGCCGACGCACAACACGCGCGCAGAUAUAAUGAUAUGGCGCCGAAACACUGGGAAGAAGGGCCUCCCCGAUACCACGGACCCACUGAGUACGAGCGACCACCCCCAUACUACUAUCCCGGACCAAACGAUAGACAGUAAAAUGGCGCUCACGGAGUUGGACGAGGAGCUACUCAAAUACUAACACGGACCUCACACGCACGCCCCCCUCCCACUGCCCCCGGGGGGUCCGGGGGCAGUGGGGGCAGUCCGCGCGGGUCCCUCUACCUUGUUGGUGCUCGUAGCAUGCAUUACUCUUCAGUAAAAUAGUGAAGUCCACUUACAGUGUGGAUGGCUCAUCAAAUAUAAUAUCACCGACGACUGGUUGAUAGCAAACCGAUAAAUCUGUAAUCCAGAAAUAUAAGUCAUGACUCGUUAUAGAACUACUAGUACUAGGUUAAGCUGAACUCUAUUGUAUUGUAAACGAAGAGUUUAAUGUAUAAGAUUCUGAUGGUACGUGAUAAGGUCUAAUAUCGUGUGAACGCUCAGCACAGGUGAGAGAUGACGGCGUGCUGUGCGGCCGCGUCCCGGAUCGGAUAGAGACGGCUCGUGUUGUCUCUGUCCGAUCCCGGGGCGUACGUAAUAUUUCCCUGAAAUUAAUUUUAUUUAAUAUUUGAUCCUAAAGUAAUCAGAAGCUCAACAUUAUACACGUGAAAUUAACGGUAUAUACGAACGACUCUAUACUUAUAGUCGUCAUAGAAACAAACAUUUAUAGGUAAUGAUGAAGUAGUCUUUAUUGUGUACAAAAUAAAGUUCAUUUUUGAACGUUUUUUUUAGAUAGUUGUAUGUAUUAUAAAUGUGAGCGAUAAGGUAUGAGUACUUGGUGCCAGUCUGCGGGGGUCCGGGGCCUCUGUGCGGGCGGCCUCGGCUCGUGUCGUGUGCAUCUAGCUAAACAAUUAUUAAUUAGUGUAGCGAUCUGUAAUUACAAUUAAUUGUUAGCUCCUUGUGUCGAUAAAAUAAAUCACAAAAACUGCCAUAUUGAAUUUUAUAGGUUAAUGUUUGUUCGUUCUAUUUGGGAGAUUUGGGAGUUGCGUAGGGGCGGGAGCUAUUUGCACCAGUGAGACUAACUGUAAUGAACUGUCGUCGCAUUUACUCUAAAAUUAAUAGCUAAAAUAAAUUAUAUCAAAAACAGAUAUGAAAAUUUCAGAAGGUAUUGUUGAUAUUUUUAAAUUUAAAAGCUUAGAUAACGCGAGUCCUUUUCAUUAUUUCAAAAAUAAAAAUCAAAAUUUUGAUGUUUGAUUUUAGUUACAGUAUUGAAAUAAUAUAUACACAACUUGAUGGACUCACAGAAAUUAUUUUGAACCCUUACUGAAAUGAUGCACAUAGAAAUAAUUAUAGUAUGCAAUUGUAAGAUGCAAUUCCAUGAUUCCUGUAUAGACUAUAUAUUAAUAAUUUGUUCGUUGUCAGUGCGCCGUUUAUUCUCCGCACAAGACGAUCUAAACGUAUGAGAUUCGGUAUUAUAGUUUCAAUUGUAUACUAGUAUUUAAUUAAUUAAUCUU
Messenger RNA from Bombyx mandarina (wild silkworm), 4091 nucleotides. Its product is annotated as prominin-like protein. The record is from RefSeq and is a predicted model, not a curated record. Gene Ontology annotation, cellular component: membrane. NCBI's taxonomy places the organism in Eukaryota, Metazoa, Arthropoda, Insecta, Lepidoptera, Bombycidae.